AAUGAGACCAUAAUCUCCCAAAUUUUUUCAAACUCAGACCAUUGCUACAACUAGAGUUGUGAAUUCUCCUCCAAGAGACAAACGUCCUGAUUCUUGUGGUAGAUUAGCAAAGGUUACAACCUAUUAAUCAAGACCUAAAGCAACUGUCACUACUACAACAUAUAGACCAGUUAUAGAGACUAGAACUGUAAAGUUGUGUACAGAAAAAAAAUGUUAAGGACAUGUAAGCUAUCUAUUAAUUUUAGGAAACCUUAAUUGAUUAAUUGACAUAAGAAAAUAAUAAAUUAAAUCAAAGAGUAAAUGAACUUUAAAAUGAAUUAGAUUUGUAGGUAGAGAAAUAUGAUAGCGAAUAAUAAGUAUGGGUUAAUACAAGCAUGGAAAUUGAGAGUAUGAGAAAACUAUUAGAAGAAACUUAAAAAAAUCAUAAGCAAGAAGUAACUUAUUUAAAUUCAGAGCUUAAUACUUUUAAAUCAUAAUUCUAAUAUUAAGAUGAUUAAAUUAGAUUCUUAACUACUUAGUUAAAAUAAUAAGAAGUACUUGAAAAUAAAAUUGCACUUUUAAGUUCUGAAAUUGAAAGAUUACAAUAUGUGAUUGAAGAUAAAAAUGAAGGCAUUUCACAAUUGAAAUUUAGAGUUUAAGAUUAUGAAAAGCAAUUAUAAAUAGGGUAAAAUGUAAUUGAAGAAAGAAAUCAUUAAAUCUUAGAAUUAUAAUAGAAAUCUAAUAAUUAUGAAUAGGAGCUCUUAUUCUCUAAUAAUAUAAUUCAUGAGCUUAAAUUUGAAAUUACUCAAAAAGAUUCAUAAACAUAACAAAUGCUUGCUUAAAAAGAUUCUUUAAUGCAAACAUUUAGAGAAAAUCUGGAAUUGUUAGAAAAGAAAUUAGAUUAAUCUCAAUAAAAUGAAUAAUAAUAUAUGGAUAAGUUAGAUAUUAUUGAAAAAGAAAGAGAUAAUUUAAAUAAUAAAAUUAAUUAAUUAGAAAUUGAAUUAAAUGGAUAAAGAGAAUAAAACUUGUAAUUAAAUUAAUAAAUAAUUAUUAAUGAUCAAACUAAUCAAGUUUUGCAAAGUUAAUUAAUUCAAUAGACUGAACAUCAUUAAAAUUUAUUAUCAAACAAAAACAAUGAGCAUGAAUUAACAAAAUAAGAAAGAGAAGUUUUAGAAAAUCAAUUUUAAUAAAUUAAAUAAGAAUUAGAAAAUAAAACUAAAGAAAUUGAUGAUUUGUAGGAAAAUAAUAAAGACUUGAUUUCUUAAUUAAAAGAAAAAAUAAAUGAAUUAGAUCAAAUAUCUGAAGAAUUAUAAAUAACAAAAACAAAAUUAAAUAAUUCUGAUGAGUAAAUUAAAAAUUAGUAAUUAAAAUUAAUCUAAAAUGAAGACAUAAAUAUUGAAUUGAAAGAUGAACUAAAUUUAAAAUCAGAAAGUCUUUUAUAAUUAGAAAAAUAAUUAGAAUCAUAAAUAGAAAUUAAUAAAUCAUUAUAAAAUUUGAUUUGUGAUUUACAAUAACAAAAUACUUAAUUUGAAGAUAAAUCUAAUUUAUUAGAGAAUGAAAUUAAAUAAUAUAAAGUUUAAGUUGAAGAAUAAAAAAAAUAUAUUGAUGAAUAAAUUAGGGAAAUAGAAAAUUAAAAAUUCUAGUUAAAUGAAUAAAUAAAUUAAUUGAAUAAAGAGAAAGAUCAUUUAUUACUUUAAAAUAAAGAUCUUGAAUCAUUUAUAGUAAAUUAUAAAUAGAUCUCAUCAGAAUAAAUUAAUAAAUUAGAAUAACAACAUGAGAAUCAUAUUUUCAAUGAAGAUAAUUUAAAAGAAGAAAAAUUAUUAUUAAUAUAAUAAAUAUUACUUAAAUGCUUUGAAUUGGAAAGAUUAAAAAUUUAAAACAAUUAAUUAUAAGAAUAAUGUAAUUCUUAAAAUGAAUAAUUAUCUCAACUUUAAAAUAGUAAAUAAUAAUAUGAUGAAGAUUUCUAAAAAUUUAAGGAAAGUACUCUUUAAAAUAGUUAAAAUUAAGAUAUUAAAAUAAAAUAGUUGUAAUAAUAAAUAGAUGAAAAUAUUAAAUAAAUUGAUAGUUUAAAGAAUGAUCUUAAAUAUUAGCUAUCUUUAGAAGAAGAAUUAAAUAAGAAAAAUCAUUUCUAAUAAGAUUAGAUAUCUCAUUUAUAAGGUGUGGAGUAAUAGUUGAAAUAUUUGAAUGAAUAAACUAAUUUAUAGGCUAAAAAUUUGUAAAGAGAAUUAGAAAAUAAGAUUGAAUCUGAAAGUUCAUUAAGAUUUAAGUUAGAGAAAUUAUUAGAAGAACUUAGAAUAAAAUAAAUGUAAUUAGUAGAAUUGGAUUCAUAAAUGAGAUAAAUUGAAUAAAAUAAUAAUAUUGAUUUUUCUAAUUUAGAAGAAAGAAUUAGUUAUUUAUAAAAUGAAGUGGAAACUUGGAAACAUAAAUUCUCUAUUUUGAAUAAAGAUUAUCAUAGAGUUUAAGAAGACUUAAUGAUGCUUCAAGCAGAAUUUGAUGCAUAUAAGAAAAGAGGUUAAGAUCUCAAAAAUAUUAAAGUAUUAAAUAUAUAUAUAUUUUAUUAAGGAAUCCACCUAUUUUGAAGUUAGAAAAUCAUCUUUGUAUAAAGAGAACAUAGAUAUAAAAGGAAGUUAAACUUCAAUAGGAAGACUUCUCAAAGAAAAUAAAUGA
This is a messenger RNA of Paramecium pentaurelia, 2646 nucleotides long. The record is from the annotation of a GenBank genome assembly. NCBI's taxonomy places the organism in Eukaryota, Ciliophora, Oligohymenophorea, Peniculida, Parameciidae.